Cynoglossus semilaevis (tongue sole) is the source of this 3853-nucleotide messenger RNA. It is a transcript of the gene osbpl1a, whose product is annotated as oxysterol binding protein-like 1A. The record is from RefSeq and is a predicted model, not a curated record. Lineage: Eukaryota; Metazoa; Chordata; Actinopteri; Pleuronectiformes; Cynoglossidae. The transcript is spliced from 30 exons. Gene Ontology annotation, molecular function: protein binding; cholesterol binding. Gene Ontology annotation, cellular component: plasma membrane; cytosol; perinuclear endoplasmic reticulum. Bases 268 to 3183 code for a protein of 971 amino acids.
GAUCUUAGUGUAAACAGAAAAGAGGAGGUGCGUGUGUGAAAAGGAGAGCCUUGUCAGACAGAUGUAAUUCACUGUCAGACAGCUUAUCGUCGUUUGAACAAGAGAGAUGGAAAUGGUGUGUAUUUAUGUUCUUAAGUGAAGGUGUGAUGCGUCUUUUCUGUGCAGCUCAGCAGCAGGAAACGGCUCUGAGGAGCUUAAAUCAUCACAUGCAGAUUCACUGAGAGCUUCUACAUAGCAGGGCUGGACCAGCUGUUGAAUAAGGGGUCCAUGGACGAGCUGGACCCAGAGGAGCAGUUCCUGCACUGUGCCCGCAAUGGAGAUCUGCCAGGGAUUCAGAAACUCCUCAUGUCAAAGAUCAUGGAGGAGACAAAGAUCGAUAUAAACUGCAAAGGUAGGAGUAAAUCCAACCUGGGAUGGACUCCACUUCACUUGGCCUGUUACUUUGGACACAGAGAUGUCGUAGAGGAGCUGCUGAAGGCUGGGGCAGAUGUUAACUCGUCCAAUAAUAUUGGAGAUACACCACUUCACAAAGCUGCUUUCACAGGACGAAAGGAGGUUGUCAUGCUGCUGCUGCACUAUGAUGCAUGUGCUACUGUCAUCAAUGGGACGGCACAAAUUCCUAAAGAUGUCACUCAAAAUGCAGAGAUCAGAAGCAUGCUGGAAGCGGCUGAAAGGACAGAGGAGAGAAAACUGGAGGAGAAACUUUUGGAAGCAGCCCGAGAGGGAGACCUCCUGACCCUGACUGAGCUGGUUAGCAGGAAGAAGCCCCUGGACAUCAACUGCACAGAUCUGCUGGGUAACACUCCACUGCACUGUGCCGCCUAUCGAGGCCAGAGGCAGUGUGCCCUGAAGCUGCUCAAGAAUGGAGCCAGCCCUGACAUCAGAAACAAAAAAGGGCAGACAGUGUUUGAUCUGGCCAAUGAUUCGGCAACAAAGCAGGUCCUUGAAGGGAGCCUCAGUCGAGGCACGCCACGCCACGUCAAGAAGUACGAAGGACUCCUGUGGAAGAGUUCCAGAUUCUUUGGCUGGCGCUCCUACUGGGUGGUCCUUCAGGAUGGGGUUCUAUCCUGGUACUCUAAACAGUCAGACGCUGCUGUCAGUGUCAGAAGACAAGGCUGUAAAGCCCUAACACACUCUCACUGUUUGAUCCGUGCUAAAGAUAACUGCUUUUUUACCCUGAAGUGCUUCGACGACAGCGUGCAUCACUUCAAGGUCUCACCACAACAGGACCCCGAGGCAACGAGAAAGGCAUGGCUGGAUGCAGUGGCCGAGCACGCAGCCUACAGCACUCACUACUGUUCACAAGAGCAGGGCAGCGAGGAGGACGAGGAGGAGGAAGUGAUGUCAUUGGGGGAGUUAACAAACUCAUUGCAGGCGGCAGAGGAGAGCCAGCGGAGGCUGCAGAGGGAGGUGACGGCUUUUCUGUCCUUGGUGAAAAACGACGCACUGUUACAAAACUUCCCCACCAGCACACUACAGAAAAUGAAAGAAAUUUGUGAGUUGUCCAGCGAAACCAGUUGCAACCUCAACGUGUGUCUUUGCCUUCUGUCCAAAAAGGAAGGGGUGCGCAGUCUGAAAUUGGAGCACGAGCUGGAGAAGAACAAGAUCCUCUCAGAUGCACUGCAGACUUUGGCCACGGAGCAUCACGAACUUGAGCAAUCCAUCGCCAAAGGAUCUUCACCCCGGAGUGCCCUCAGCGAGGAUGAGUUCCACGAUGCUGUUUCUGACUCAGACUCAGAGCACUCCCUGAGCGGCUUUGAGACAGUUGCCAGCCAUUCCUUUGACGAGGACGAAGAGGAGGACAAAGGUUCUGACAUGUUGAGCAGCUCCUGCCACAGCCCCACCAACAUGUUACAGGACGGAGCCCAGAAUGACAAAGAGGAGACUCAGACCAAUGGGGUCAUCGAGCACAGGACCAGCUUACCUGCACCAAUGUUUUCAAGAAAUGACUUCAGCAUCUGGAGUAUCCUGAGGAACUGCAUUGGAAUGGAACUCUCAAAGAUUACAAUGCCAGUGAUUUUCAAUGAGCCACUCAGUUUUCUGCAGCGUCUCACCGAGUACAUGGAGCACACGUACCUCAUCCACCAGGCCAUCGCAUCCUCCGACUCCUUCGAGAGAAUGAAGUGUGUGGCGUCCUUUGCUGUGUCCGCCGUGGCCUCACAGUGGGAGCGGACGGGGAAACCUUUCAAUCCUCUGCUGGGAGAAACCUAUGAACUGAUCAGAGAGGAUCUGGGUUUCAGGCUCAUAUCAGAGCAGGUCAGCCACCACCCACCAGUCAGUGCCUUCCAUGCCGAGGGUCUGAAACAAGACUUUGUGUUUCACGGGUCCAUUUACCCUAAACUCAAGUUCUGGGGUAAGAGUGUGGAGGCUGAUCCGAAAGGAGUCAUCACGCUGGAGCUGCCCAAAUUCAAUGAAGCCUACACCUGGACUAACCCCACCUGUUGUGUUCAUAACAUCAUUGUCGGCCAGCUGUGGAUAGAGCAGUACGGAAAUGUGGAGGUAGUUAACCACAGAACUGGAGAGAGAUGCUUCCUAAACUUUAAACCGUGUGGCCUCUUUGGCAAAGAACUUCACAAGGUUGAAGGCUACAUUCUGGAUAAGAGCAAAAAGAAACUCUGUGCUCUCUAUGGGAAAUGGACGGAGUGUCUGUAUGUUGUUGACCCUGCUGCCUUCGAGGCACAUAAGAAAAGUGAUAAGAAAGGAGCGGCAGAGAAAAAAGGCAACAAGGAGAACGGCAGUGAGGAUGAAGAGGAGGCUCCGUCACCUGCUGCAGACACCGUGGAGGUGAUUCCUGGAAGUCAGCUGCUGUGGAGAAUCCCUCCACGACCAGCCAACUCCACCCAGAUGUACAGCUUCACAUCCUUCGCGAUGCAGCUGAACGAACUGCACAAGGACAUGGAGGGAGUGGUGCCUCAGACCGACUCCAGGAUGAGGCCCGACAUACGAGCCAUGGAGAACGGAGAUAUUGAUCUGGCCAGUCAGGAGAAGAAGAGGCUGGAGGAGAAACAGAGAGCUGCUCGUAAAAACCGCUCCAAAUGUGAUGAAGAGUGGAAAACACGGAAUCCUCCUCUGGGCCCCAGGUGGUUUAAGCAGGGACCAAACCCACACACCAGAUCCCAGGACUGGAUCUUUUCUGGUGGAUACUGGGACAGGAAUUACAGCCAGCUUCCAGACAUUUACUGAUGGGCAUUUCCUAAAUAGACAGACAAAUGUAUUCUCAUCUAAUACCAUGUGUACGGAGCGUCGUCCAUGAAACCAUAACAUUCACUACAACUAAAACAUAUACAGAGUGACUUGAUCAUGACGUGGCCUUAAGCAGUUUUAUAUUGGUCAGACUUCAAUCAUCCGCGGUGAUUGAUAGUUGAUGUAAAUGUUGGGCUAUGUGUAGCCUUUGUAUUUGGACAGAGAGGUCUGUAUGUCUUUGAGAAGAGGAGCUGAUGCAGUCAAGUUUUAACGUCUUCUUUUAUUGUUGUUUAUUGUUUUAUCUGUAAAUUUAUAUCUGUACAUAAGACAAGCACGUACAUUUAAAUUAGGAGUGAUAAAAAAGAAGGAACAAACGACGUCUGUCAGGCUUUAGAUUAUUAUAACACACUGUAAAUUAAUUGAUUUUUGUAAAGAAACAUGAAUUACUCUGCUUGGUUCUUCACAACAAACUAUGCAUAAUGAGGUCACAAACCCUUAAAAGUAUUUAAUUUGAAGACAUUUUACCCUAAAAAAACUGCAGGACAUACUAUUUCAAUUUACUGUUUUAAAAAAAAUAACAUGAUUGUAUUGGUUUAUGUUUAAAUUUGUGUGUUAGGGAUGCUGGAGCAAUUUCAGAAUUAUCUGAGAAAUAAAGUGUGAUUCAAACAAG